Molecule: messenger RNA, 1029 nt
Organism: Theileria parva strain Muguga
Lineage: Eukaryota; Apicomplexa; Aconoidasida; Piroplasmida; Theileriidae
Product: Brix domain protein
Exons: 4
Coding region: 1-1029 (342 amino acids)
Biological process (GO): ribosomal large subunit assembly; maturation of LSU-rRNA from tricistronic rRNA transcript (SSU-rRNA, 5.8S rRNA, LSU-rRNA)
Cellular component (GO): nucleolus
Molecular function (GO): rRNA binding
Source: RefSeq, a predicted model, not a curated record
AUGAUAUUGCGAAAGAGAGUGAAGCGGGGGACUCGUUUGGAUAAUGUGGACUUGGAGCCGAGGCUGAAAAAGCCGAUUUUAUUCCUAUUAUCCUCCUCACAUAACCAAGAUUCCAAACAACUUUUAAAGGAUUUAUAUCAAAUUUUUAAAGAAUUCUCAACCUUCAGACAAAAUCACAAAUCCAAUCAAACCACAAGCACAAACAAAUUAGCGUCUGAUUCUUCCGUGAACGUGUUGAUAAACGGCAGAAAUCACAGGGAGUGUGAAUUGAUAUGUGGUAAAUUGGGCUUUGGUUUAUAUGUCGUUGCAAGUUCUAACAAGAAAAGACCAAUCAGCAUCGGCUUCGGACGUAUGUACAACAGGAAAAUUCUCGACCUGUGCCAACUCAAAGUAUUACAAUACAAACCCACACAACAUUUCAACCAACUGGAUGUGGAAUUGAAUUCGAGGCCUUUGAUAGUGGUCCAGGGUUCAGGAUUUGGACAGCAAAAGGGACACCUAACAACCGUUCGUAAUAUUCUUUUAGACAUCUUCAAAGGACCAACACACACCAAAAUCUCACUCGACAACAUCAAACAUCUCAUCACCAUCACCCUCAUCGAUCAAUCCAACUCUUCUAACACUGUGGACACUACUAACACUAUGGACAAUGAGGAAAGCGUAGAAGUGGAGAGGCGAAAAGUGUAUAAAAACGGCCCGAAAGUGUUAUUCCGAAGAUACUUAAUUACACUCCUAAAGCCCAAGAAACUUGAACACAAUCACUCAAACACAAUGUUGCCUAGAGUGAGUUUGAGUGAGAUUGGACCUUCGAUUGACUUUGAGUUGGAGGAGGUGUUGGAGUCUGAUCCGUCUGUGCUAAAAUCCGCAACGCUAUUGCCGAGGGGUCCGAAAAAAUUAAUUGCGGGCGUGGCCGGGGUAAAAAAAUUAAAAAAGAGCAAAAACGUAAAAACCACAACCCUGGGAACCACAGAAGGCAAAGUCUACAUCAACCAACAACCACUCAACCAACUACAUACACAUCACCACUAA